Messenger RNA from Cheilinus undulatus (humphead wrasse), 1489 nucleotides. RefSeq names its product fascin actin-bundling protein 2b, retinal (gene fscn2b). Gene Ontology annotation, biological process: establishment or maintenance of cell polarity; actin filament bundle assembly; cell migration. Bases 1 to 1473 code for a protein of 490 amino acids. Lineage: Eukaryota; Metazoa; Chordata; Actinopteri; Labriformes; Labridae. The transcript has 6 exons. Gene Ontology annotation, molecular function: actin filament binding; protein-macromolecule adaptor activity. Gene Ontology annotation, cellular component: cytoplasm; actin cytoskeleton. The record is from RefSeq and is a predicted model, not a curated record.
AUGCCGGCUAACGGGAACCGACCCUUGAAGUUACAGUUUGGUCUCAUCAACCAUGAGGGACGCUACCUGACCGCUGAGAACUUCAGCUUCAAGGUAAAUGCAUCAGCCCCCAGUCUGAAGAAGAAGCAAAGAUGGACUCUAGAGCAGGACUCUCAGGACACCCAGGUGGUCUACUUGCGAAGCCACCUGGGACGCUACCUCGCCUCUGACAAGGAUGGCAAAGUCACCUGCGAGGCUGAUGAUCGCAACUCUGACUGUCGCUUCCUCAUCGUUGCCCAAUCUGAUGGACGCUGGGCGCUGCAGUCCGACCAGCAUCUCCGCUUCUUUGGAGGCUCUCGGGACUACCUGUCCUGCUUUGCCCAGGUAAUCACAAAUGAAGAGCUGUGGGCUAUGCAUCUGGCGUUACAUCCGCAGGCCAACUUGCUGUCUGUGGCCCGUAGGCGCUAUGCCCACCUUUCAGAGGAGGAUGGGGAGAUUGCAGUGGAUGUGAACAUUCCCUGGGGCGUGGCAGCGCUCUUGACUCUCGUCUACCAGGACGGAAAGUACUGUCUUAAGACCUGCGACAGCCGCUUCCUCAGUAAUGAUGGGAAGCUGUUGAUGCAGAGUGGGAGGGCAACAGCAUACACGCUGGAGCUGAAGUGUGGGAAGCUCGCCUUCAAAGACUGUGAGGGGAAGUAUUUGUCUCCUAUGGGGCCUACAGGUACCCUGAGGUCGGGACGAUGCUCCAAGCCAGGGAAAGAUGAACUGUUUGACUUGGAGGAGAGUCAUCCACAGGUGGUUCUGAUGGCAGCCAAUGGUCGAUAUGUCUCCAUAAGAACAGGAGUGAGCCUUGCAGCCAAUCAGGACGAUGAGACAGACAUGGAGACGUUUCAGAUGGAGAUCGAUAAAGAAACCAAGAAGUGCACGUUUCGCACGAGCCAGGGGAACUACUGGGAUCUGGUGGCUCAUGGAGGAAUCCAGAGUACGGCCACAGAAGUGUCAGCAAGCACCAUGUUUGCAGUGGAGUGGCUCAACCACAAGGUGGCAAUAAAAGCCAACAAUGGAAAAUACAUCUGCACCAAGAAGAAUGGCCAGCUGCUCGCUGUCAGUGACUCAAUAGGUGAGGAUGAACAGCUCACUCUGAAACUGAUCAACAGACCCAUGCUGAUCCUGAGAGGAGAGAAUGGGUUCAUCUGCCAUCACAAAAACUCAAACACACUGGAUGCCAGCAGAUCAGUCUAUGACAUUUUCGGCCUGACGUUCAGUAACGGGGCCUACCAUAUCAAAGGUGUGGAUGGUCGCUUCUGGUACGUGAACAGUUCUGGUCUGGUGUGUUCAGACGGUGAAGUCCCUGAAGAUUUUUCCCUGGAGCUGCUGGAGCGUGGUCGCCUCGCCAUCAGGGCCAAGAGUGGCAAAUAUCUGCGGGGAGACCAGGGAGGAACACUGAAAGGAGACGGACUCACCCUGAACAGCUCGGCCCUGUGGGAGUAUUAAAGCAGCCUGAUAGAAG